Molecule: messenger RNA, 1211 nt
Organism: Ailuropoda melanoleuca (giant panda)
Lineage: Eukaryota; Metazoa; Chordata; Mammalia; Carnivora; Ursidae
Gene: POU5F1
Product: POU class 5 homeobox 1
Exons: 5
Coding region: 1-1083 (360 amino acids)
Biological process (GO): regulation of transcription by RNA polymerase II
Molecular function (GO): DNA-binding transcription factor activity, RNA polymerase II-specific; RNA polymerase II cis-regulatory region sequence-specific DNA binding
Source: RefSeq, a predicted model, not a curated record
AUGGCGGGACACCUGGCUUCCGACUUGGCCUUCUCGCCCCCGCCGGGCGGUGGAGGCGAUGGGCCGGGAGGGCCGGAGCCCGGCUGGGUUGACCCUCGGACCUGGCUGAGCUUCCCAGGCCCUCCCGGCGGGUCGGGAAUCGGACCGGGGGUUGGGCCGGGCGCCGAGGUGUGGGGGAUUCCCCCGUGCCCCCCGCCGUAUGAGUUCUGCGGAGGGAUGGCGUACUGCGCACCUCAGGUUGGAGUGGGGCUGGUGCCCCAAGGCGGCCUGGAGACCUCUCAGCCGGAGGGCGAGCGGGGAGCCGGGGUGGAGAGCAACUCCGAGGGGGCCUCCCCCGAGCCCUGCGCUGCCCCACCUGGGGCUGUGAAGCCGGACAAGGAGAAGCUGGAGCAAAACCCCGAGGAGUCCCAAGACAUCAAAGCUCUGCAGAAAGACCUGGAACAAUUUGCCAAGCUCCUAAAGCAGAAGAGGAUCACCCUGGGAUACACUCAGGCCGAUGUGGGGCUCACCCUGGGGGUUCUCUUUGGGAAGGUGUUCAGCCAAACGACCAUCUGCCGUUUUGAGGCUCUGCAGCUCAGUUUCAAGAACAUGUGUAAGCUGCGGCCCCUGCUGCAGAAGUGGGUGGAGGAAGCGGACAACAACGAAAAUCUGCAGGAGAUAUGCAAAGCAGAGACCCUCGUGCAGGCCCGAAAGAGAAAGCGAACGAGUAUCGAGAACCGAGUGAGAGGCAACCUGGAAAGCAUGUUCCUCCAGUGCCCGAAGCCCACCCUGCAGCAGAUCAGCCACAUUGCCCAGCAGCUCGGCCUUGAGAAGGACGUGGUCCGAGUGUGGUUCUGCAAUCGUCGGCAGAAGGGCAAACGAUCAAGCAGUGACUAUUCGCAACGAGAGGAUUUUGAGGCUGCUGGGUCCCCUUUCUCAGGGGCACCAGUAUCCUUUCCUCUGGCACCAGGGCCCCAUUUUGGUACCCCAGGCUACGGGGGCCCUCACUUCACUACGCUGUAUUCCUCAGUCCCUUUCCCUGAGGGUGAAGGCUUUCCCUCUGUGCCUGUCACCACUCUGGGCUCUCCCAUGCAUUCAAACUGAGGUGCUGGCCCUUCCCAGGGUGGGGGCCAGAGGAAGGAGGAGAGCAAGGGAAAGAGAACCUGGGCUUUGUACCAGGGCUUUGGGAUUAAGUUCUUCAUUCACUAAGAAAGGAUUUGGGAACACAAAGG